GGGGUGAAGCUGAGGACAGAGAAGAGGCUUCCUUCCAACGCCACGCCGAAGCACCACCCCUCUGCCAAUUAAUCCUCUUCCGUUCAUAACCUCCUCCACCUCCCCAACAAAGCCUAAUGGCUUCCUCGUCCUCAUCCCGUGCCGUCGCGCUGCCCUAGAACCCUCGCCCCCCCCGCCGCUCCUCCUCGAAUUCCCCUCGCUCCGAUCGCCCCCCGACGCGCCCGCGCCAGAUCGGCGGAAUUCCGGGCCCGGAUCGAAAUCGAACCCGCCCGCUCCCCCGAUCAGUAACGCACCGCCUGAGGCGGGUUGGAUCCUCGGGCGGGGGAUUCUCUUGAUUUCGGUUUCUUCUUCCCCGUCCCGCGAUGGGGGCGCCGAAGCAGCGCUGGACGCCGGAGGAGGAGGCCGCGCUCAAGGCCGGCGUCGCCAAGCACGGGCCCGGCAAGUGGCGCACCAUCCUCAGGGACCCGGACUUCAGCACGCUCCUGCGCCUCCGCUCCAAUGUUGACCUCAAGGACAAGUGGCGCAACUUGAGCGUAGUUGCUGGAGGUUAUGGGUCUAGGGAGAAGGCGAGAAUGGCGUUGAAGAAAGGCAGGCGCGUGGUGCCUAAGCUCACUGCUGAGCCAAUGGAUGUUGAUGCGAAUGGUUUGGGCAAUGUUCAUGAUGCAGUCAUCGAUGCAGAACCAUUAGCAAUGGCUGUGGAGCCCUUGGCAGUCGAGGAGAGUUCAGAAAAAUCAGUUGCUAGGCUUGAUGACCUCAUAUUAGAAGCUAUAAAGAAGCUUAAGGAGCCUUCUGGGUCUAAUAAGGCAGCCAUUGCUGUCUAUAUUGAGGAGCAAUACUGGCCACCUGCUGAUUUUCCGCGGCUGCUGUCUACCAAAUUGAAGGCAUUGGUUAAUUCUGGAAAAUUGAUGAAGGUAAACCAAAAGUACAGAAUUGCACCAAGUUCACCUUCCUUGGGUGGAAUAAGCACCAAGGUGUACUCUGCUGAAGAGAUGACUGGAGAAAAUGAUACUAAGCAGCUAACUAAGCCUCAAGUGGAUGCUGAACUGGAGAAGCUGAAAGGCAUGACUAAGGAAGAGGCAGCUGCCUUUGCUGCCAAGGCAGUUGCUGAGGCGGAAGUAGCAAUGGCACAAGCUGAGGAAGCAGCAAGGGCUGCGGAGGUCUUAGAAAAUGAUGCUGAAACUGCAAUAGCUUUUCUUGAAGCCCUCACUUUGUCUUUGAGAGACAGAAAUGCCAAUUCGACGAUGCUUCGAGCUUGCUGAUCCUUUACCCAUGCCGUCAUGUGGUUUUGGUCAGCAGAACAACAGUGUUCUGCUGCAAAGAUUUUCCGGAUAGAUGAGUUUCUUGUAUAGUUUUAUAGAUCAUUAUGCUUCAAUGGGAGGGGUUGUCAACAUCUCGCUGCUGGUCCUGACUGCUUGCAGCCAGUCGACUGUAUAAUGACAAGAAUGGUCGGGAAAGUUGUCUUCAUUUUUUUUCUUUUGUUUUUCCCCCAUUGUGUUGCUUUGUAAUUAAACUCUAGCCUUUUCCCUUUUGUAGUUGAUGAAGUGAUGUCGUCAAAUAGAACAACUGUAGUGGAAAGAAAAUGUCAGAAAGCUGCCUUAGUUAAUGCAAGUUGCUGCGAUAAAAUGUUUCUAGAUACGAUUAUUUGAUGCCAGCAUCUUAACAUUGUAGCUGAUUCACAGUUGUAGUGGAUUAUUGGCCGCUGCCUCAUUUCUAUUUGUUGUAGGUAUAUCCUUGGUAUAAUAAUCAUAUCUUUACACCUA
Molecule: messenger RNA, 1760 nt
Organism: Setaria italica (foxtail millet)
Lineage: Eukaryota; Viridiplantae; Streptophyta; Magnoliopsida; Poales; Poaceae
Product: single myb histone 1
Exons: 6
Coding region: 363-1259 (298 amino acids)
Biological process (GO): nucleosome assembly
Cellular component (GO): nucleosome
Molecular function (GO): double-stranded telomeric DNA binding
Source: RefSeq, a predicted model, not a curated record